AUGAAGCACGUUAGGUGUUCAGGCACGCCAUAUGAAAUAGGCCAACAGCACGGGCAAGCCGCCAAAACCGAGGUCCAUGGAAGCAUUGCUUUCUAUACCCAGUUUUUCGAGGACCGCACCAAACUCUCAUGGCUUCAGGUGCGCGACGUAGCACGGCGCUUCCUCCCUUGGCUGGAAACCUCAUAUCCCGAAUUUGUUGAGGAAAUGAAAGGGGUGGCUGAUGGAGCCGGCCUGGAUCUGGAGUCAAUAGUCGCCCUCAAUGUUCGCACCGAAAUCGCAUUUGGCAUGUUGAGUGAUGGCUGUACCGCAUUGGCUUGGAAGACAUCAGACGCCAGUUUCCUGGCCCAGAAUUGGGACUGGAGGUUCGAACAAAGUCCCAACAUAAUCUCACUCUGGAUCGAGCAAGCCCCCAAGCCGAGGAUACACAUGAUGACCGAAGGCGGCAUCAUUGGGAAGAUUGGCCUGAAUUCGGCUGGUGUCGGGGUUACACUGAACGCCAUCCAGGCACUGGGUGUCUCCUACAGCAAACUCCCAUGUCAUCUUGCCCUCAGGACCGUGCUUAACAGCACCUCCAGAGAAGCCGCCGCAAACACUCUUCGACAGAUAGGGGUGGCGUCAGCCUGUCACAUCACCAUCGCCGAUGCGUCCACGGGUGGCACAGGAUUCGAAUGUACGGCUCAUGAUAUCGUGGAAAUACCUAUGGACCAGAACGGGAUCUGCACUCAUUCAAAUCACCUGGUCAAACAGCACAAGGUAGAGGGGACACUGUUCGUCCAGGACUCUCCUUUCAGACUGGAACGCAUCCAAGAACUGAUCAGGGGGGUCAACAAACCGUCUGUACAGAACCUCGGUGAGAUCUUGAAGGACGAAAAGAACUAUCCAGCUGCCAUCUGCCGAGCUCUGGGUGAGAAAAGUACCAGCGCAACGCUGUUCUCCAUCGUGAUGGACUUGAAGCAAGGCUUCGCAAGGGUGAAGAUGGGACGACCGACUGAGGACGGGGCAGUGUUUGAGUUGAAUCCAUGA
This is a messenger RNA of Capronia epimyces CBS 606.96, 1023 nucleotides long. RefSeq lists its product as uncharacterized. The record is from RefSeq and is a predicted model, not a curated record. Bases 1 to 1023 code for a protein of 340 amino acids. The transcript is spliced from 2 exons. Lineage: Eukaryota; Fungi; Ascomycota; Eurotiomycetes; Chaetothyriales; Herpotrichiellaceae.